UCUCUCCUUUUUUUUUUUUUUUUCUCUCUCUCACUCUCUCUCUAAGCGAGAGGAGGGAGUCUCAUUCGUAUUUCAUUCAUUCAUCCAUACUUUUUUACGUCCCAUCAUCAAGCUCUCUCUCUCUCUCUCUCUCUCGCUCUCUCUCUCUUUCUCAUGAAAGAAGCAACACGAAAAGAAACUCUUUCCCGUGAAAAGAUCCAAGGAGCAGCCCCUUCAAAAUCUUGAUAUCAUCCAGGAUCAAACACCCAAAAGGAUCAGUGAGAGAGUGAUGGUCUUUGUGUUAGAGAGAGAGGGAAACCCCAUCUACUGCAGAAAUUGAGGUUUCUAGCAAUAUUACAGAAGAGACAAAAGGCAUUCCCAGGUGUUGAAAAUAGGUAAAUUUGGUAACCGAUCAAGCUCAGACCCAGUUAUUGAUCAUGGAUUCAGCUUCAGGUGCCGGUGCAUCCGACCCGAAUAGCGGAGGAGAGGGUCCGUCGGCAACAGGCUCAGCCGCAGCUGAGGGCUCCUCGCCUGCGCCGCCGAGCCGCUACGAGUCGCAGAAGCGGCGAGACUGGAAUACCUUCUUACAGUACCUGAAGAACCACAAGCCGCCGUUAACUCUAGCCCGGUGCAGUGGCGCGCACGUGAUCGAGUUCUUGAAGUACUUGGACCAAUUCGGGAAGACCAAGGUCCAUAACACGGGGUGUCCUUAUUUCGGGCACCCAAACCCUCCAGCCCCAUGUGCUUGUCCUUUAAAGCAAGCUUGGGGGAGCCUGGACGCACUGAUCGGACGUCUGAGAGCGGCCUACGAGGAGAACGGUGGACGCCCGGAGUCGAACCCGUUCGGAGCCAAGGCGGUCAGGAUUUACUUGAGGGAGGUUAGGGAAGGGCAGGCCAAAGCCAGAGGGAUUCCUUAUGAGAAGAAGAAGCGAAAAAGGCCCACUGCCUCGGCGGAUACGGUGGUGGCUUCGCCGGCAGAGAAUGUGUCUGUGGCGUCGCUGAGUCAAGUAGGUGAUGCUUCUGGUGUUGGUGAGGGAAAUGGUAGUGCUGCUCAAACAGCUACUACCUCCACUACUACUACUACUACUUCCACCGUAUAGUUCUACCAAUUUUAUUUCCCUUUUUCUCUAGAAACUUCUUUUAAAAUUUUCAUAUCUGUUUUUAACGUUUAAUUGUGAUUAUUAUGAGGUUAUAUAUAUCUCUGCCGAUUCUCUUAUAAAUUGAGAAAUCUAUUUUCUCUUUUCA
This is a messenger RNA of Alnus glutinosa, 1224 nucleotides long. Its product is annotated as protein LIGHT-DEPENDENT SHORT HYPOCOTYLS 5. Gene Ontology annotation, biological process: mRNA transcription; response to light stimulus. NCBI's taxonomy places the organism in Eukaryota, Viridiplantae, Streptophyta, Magnoliopsida, Fagales, Betulaceae. The transcript has a single exon. The record is from RefSeq and is a predicted model, not a curated record. Gene Ontology annotation, cellular component: nucleus. The coding region runs from base 417 to 1079 and encodes 220 amino acids.